Molecule: messenger RNA, 6116 nt
Organism: Poecile atricapillus (Black-capped chickadee)
Lineage: Eukaryota; Metazoa; Chordata; Aves; Passeriformes; Paridae
Product: toll-like receptor 7
Exons: 2
Coding region: 244-3387 (1047 amino acids)
Biological process (GO): toll-like receptor 7 signaling pathway; canonical NF-kappaB signal transduction; toll-like receptor signaling pathway
Cellular component (GO): plasma membrane
Molecular function (GO): pattern recognition receptor activity; protein binding
Source: RefSeq, a predicted model, not a curated record
UCUCCUAGCUGAUUAAUCUCAUACUCUGUCAUUAAGGAUUUUGAAGCUGCCUUCCUUUGGUGUUCAGAUGAAGAGAAAGAAGAUACGGUGUAGAUUACUGUUGUCUUGAGUGGGUUAUGUCAUGUUACAUUCUCCUCUACACCUCAGCUGAACCACUGGAAACAACUUUGAUGCUGUUCUCUUCUGCUCCCGUUUAUGGUCUCUUCCAGAAUCUAAUCUGUCAGACCUGGAAGCACAAAGAAUAUGGUACCUUGUGCAAAGAUGUCAAAUGCAUUGCCAUUUAUCUUGCUCUUCAUAUUCCCAAUGCUGCUGUCUGGGGCUUGGUUUCCCAAAACUUUACCCUGUGAUGUUAAAUCUUCAGAAGGUGCUGUGACAGUGGACUGCACUGACCGGCGCCUUACAGAAGUCCCCAGAGGGAUCCCUGGAAAUGCUACCAACCUCACUCUGAGUAUUAAUAACAUUCCCCAUAUCAACCCAACAUCCUUAAAUCAUCUUGAAAACCUCGAGGAGAUUGACUUCAGAUGCAACUGUGUGCCUGUCAAACUGGGGCCCAAAAAUCAUGUGUGCACCAGCCCACUGAAAAUUGAGAAUGGUAGUUUUGCUGCCUUGACAAGAUUGAAAGCAUUGUAUCUGGAUGCAAACCAGCUGGCAGAAGUACCCCGAGGUCUUCCUGCUGCUUUAAGCCUGCUGAGUCUGGAAGCAAACAGUAUCUUUUCUAUCCAAAAAGCCAGCUUCUCGGAGCUAGGGAACAUAGAGGUGUUGUAUCUUGGACAGAACUGUUACUACCGUAAUCCAUGCAAUGUUUCAUUUGAAAUUGAGAAAACAGCCUUUCUGGGGCUGAAAAAGUUAACAGUACUAUCCCUGAAGUCCAACAACUUAACACAAAUUCCUCCCAGUUUGUCAUCUACUUUAAAGGAAUUGUAUAUUUACAACAACAUGAUUCAAGAGAUUCAAGAGAAGGAUUUAAGUGGUCUCCCCAACCUAGAAAUUCUCGACCUAAGUGGCAAUUGCCCACGUUGCUAUAAUGCCCCAUAUCCCUGCAUUCCCUGUCCCAAGAGCUCAAUUCAGAUACAUUCAAAUGCUUUUGAUUCUUUGGAAAAAUUAAGAAUUUUGCGGCUUCACAGUAACUCUCUACAGAGCAUACCCAGCAGCUGGUUUAAAAACUUCAGGAAUCUCAAAGAACUUGACCUCUCCCAAAAUUUCCUCAUAAGGGAGAUUGGAGAUGCUCAGUUUUUGACAUUUAUCCCCAGCCUUGUGCAGCUUGAUCUGUCCUUUAAUUUUGAACUGAAGGUGUAUUCUCCCUUCUUGAAUCUUUCUGAGACAUUUUCUACCCUCUCUAACCUGGAAAUCCUGAGGCUCAAGGGUUAUGUCUUUAGAGAGCUGAGGGCACAAGAUCUAUAUCCACUGCUCAGUCUUAGGAAUCUAACCAUGUUGGAUCUCGGGACUAAUUUUAUUAAAAUUGCAAACCUAACUGUGUUUGAUGAAUUCCCAGCUCUUAAGUUCAUUGAUCUCUCAGUGAAUAAAAUUUCUCCUUCUUCAGGGGAAAGCAACCUCUAUGGAUUUUGCUCUAAUCCUGCCAUUUCAGUCGACCAAUACAACAGACAAGUACAACAAGAGAUGCAUUAUUUUAGAUAUGAUGUGUAUGAGCGAAGUUGCCGUUCCAAAGACAAAGAGGAUUCUUCUUACCAGUCUUUAGUUAAGGAAGAUUGCCUUAACUAUGGAAAAACAUUGGAUUUAAGCAGAAACAAUGUAUUUUUUGUUAACCCCUUAGACUUUCAGGGGCUUAGCUCCCUGAAAUGUCUUAACUUGUCAGACAAUGCAAUAAGUCAAACUUUGAAUGGAAGUGAAUUCUUUUACAUGUCUGGAUUGAAAUAUCUGGAUUUUUCUAACAACAGAGUUGAUUUGUUAUACCAAACUGCUUUCAAAGAACUAAAAUAUUUAGAAAUUCUAGAUCUGAGCAAUAACAACUAUUACUUUCUGGCAGAAGGUGUUACUCACGUGCUAAGUUUUAUGAAAAACCUACCCCAUUUGAGGAAGCUGAUGAUGAAUGGCAAUGAUAUUUCCACCACUAUUGAUACAGGAAUGGAAAGUCAAUCUCUUCGAAUUUUAGAAUUCAGAGGAAAUCACUUAGAUGUUCUUUGGAAGGAUGGCAAUGAUAGAUACUUGUCAUUCUUCAAGAAUCUGACCAGCCUGGAAGAAUUGGAUAUUUCCUUCAACUCACUCAGUUUUUUGCCUCAUAGUGUUUUUGAAAAAAUGCCUCCUAGUCUCAAGGUCCUCAACUUAACGAAUAAUCAGCUGAAGAGUUUCAUUUGGGGAAACCUCCCCUCUCUGAAGAACCUCGUAACUCUGGACCUGAGCAAUAACCUUCUGACUAAUGUUCCUCGAGAACUGUCCAAUUGCACUUCAUCGCUGCAGGAACUGAUCCUGCGAAACAAUCGCAUUCACGUGCUAACCAAACAUUUUCUCCGGGGUGCUUUUCAACUGAGAUACUUGGACCUCAGCUCAAACAAGAUUGAAAUAAUUAAGAGAUCUAGCUUCCCUGAAAAUGUCAUUAACAACCUGAAGAUGCUGCUUUUGCACGGCAACCCCUUUAAGUGUAACUGUGAGGCUGUGUGGUUUGUGUGGUGGAUCAACCGGACGCAGGUGACCAUUCCUCUUCUGGCCACAGACGUCACCUGUGCUGGCCCAGGGGCACAUAAGGGAAGGAGCGUGGUUUUCCUGGACCUGUACACCUGUGAGCUGGACACGUCCUAUUUGAUCCUGUACGCUCUGUCAGCUUCAGCCGUCCUGGGCUUGGCGGUGUUCACUGUGAUGAGCCAUCUCUACUUCUGGGAUGUGUGGUACAGCUACCAUUACUGCGCUGCCAAGCUGAAGGGCUAUCAGCGCUUGUCGUCACCAGCCGCUUGCUACGAUGCCUUUAUUGCCUAUGACAGUGAAGAUCCAGCUGUGAACGAGUGGGUGCUGCAAGAACUGAUUGAAAGGCUGGAAAACCAAAAAGCCAGGCAGUUCAAUUUAUGCCUGGAAGGAAGGGACUGGCUCCCAGGACAGCCGGUCUUUGACAACCUUUCCCAGAGCAUUCAGCUGAGCAAAAAGACCAUAUUUGUGCUGACCAACAGGUAUAUUAAAAGUGGCCGCUUCAAGACAACAUUUUAUAUGGCUCAUCAGCGCCUUCUAGACGAAAAAAUGGAUGUCAUUAUCUUGAUAUUUCUUGAGAAGGUUUUGCAGAAGUCCCGCUAUGUCCGUCUGAGGAAGAGGCUGUGCAGAAAUUCAGUCCUGGAAUGGCCAACUAAUCCUCAGUCUCAGCCCUACUUCUGGCAGUGCCUGAAAAAUGCCAUAGCUACGAGCAAUUCUCUGGCUUACAACAAGCUUCUUCAAGAAACUGUUUAGUUCUACUCUUUCCCUUAAAUAUUGUCAUGAUGCACAUGCACCUUGCUUGACACUUUUUAGUGCACAGCAAGAAACAAUGCACUACCCCCUGGAAGUCAUUGUUGCAGAAAAUCACCACUUCCAGCUUUUAGUUCACUAUAUGCCUCCAGCAUCUUCUGUGGUUGGGGCAAGUGUGGAUUAGACACUUGGUCAACGUGCUCAAGUAUACAGAGUGAAGGAGUGGUUGCACCAUGCCCAAAGUUGCACUUCAGACACUGCUGGAAUAAAUGGGAUUUUAGUUAAAAUGUAUAGUUUCUCUAUUUGCUGUAUUUAUGAAAAUCAAGAAAAGAAAUCGCUUGCACAUUUGUGUCUGGAAAUAGCUUUAUAAAAGCUCAUUCUUUGAUCUUAGGAGUUGGGAAAAUCAAAGAUUUUUUUAUCUUAGGCUUACAGCUUCUGAGUCUUCCACUUUUGUCUGCGUGGGGAAACUGGGGAGAGCAAAUUCUGUGACUGGUGUCAGGGGCUUGGGUCUGGUACAGGAACUCUCCCUUUGUUGCACAGUCAAAAAGCUCACAAAUCUGAAGAGACUUGGAAGAAUUUGUGUGGACUGAAAUAGGAAGGUGAGAUGUGAAUUCAGAAAAGCUUGUAGGCUGUAGGUGGAAAAGAGUUAUAAGAUAAAGAAUAACUCCUUGUGCAUGGACUGCUGCAUGGGUGCAAGGAGAGGGAGCAGGACAGCAGAUGGGCAGAGGGAGGGGCACAAGGCAGAUGGAGAAAAUCUGUUAAAAGAUACAAAGAACUAGCUAGCUUCCAGAUCCUUCCAAUUCAAACCAUUCUAUGAUUAUGUGAUCUCAGCUGCCUCUGGUAGUUCCUUGCCUACCUUUUCUGUCUGGUUCUUUCUUUAAAUAGUCCCCUUUUUGAUUUAGUUUAGUAGGCAUGCAGACAGACAAGAACACAAACAGGAAAACUAAUGUUCAUAUAAUAUUAUAGACAAGAAGGAUUUUUUAUCCUCCAAAUUAUCAUAGUGGUGUUAUUGAUUUACAACAGAAGCAGGAGAAAUAUUCUCCUGUAUAGAAGAGUGGAUGUUUUAUGAUUUUAUUUUAACAUUGGAAGGAGGAUCUGGGGAACUAAAGGCGUGUCAGCCUGACAUCAGUGCCAAUGAAGGUCAUGGAGCCAAUCAUCUUGAAUGCCAUCAUGCAAGAAGUACAGGACAACCAGGGUAUAAGGUCUAGCUGGCAUGGGUUUAUGAAAAGGAGAUCUUCCUUGACCAGCCUGGUCUCCUUCUGUGACAAAAUGACCUGCUUAUUGGAUGAGGGAAAGGCUGCGGAUGUUGUCUAUCAGAGUUUAGUAAAGCCUUUUACGUAAUUCUCCACAGCACUGUUUAGCCAGGAGAAAAGGUGGCUCAGGGAGACCUUAUCACUCUACCACCACCUGAAAGGAGGCUAUACUCAGUGGGAGUCAGUCUUUUCUCCCAUGUAGAAAGUGACAGGAUGAAAGGAAAUGGACUGGAGUUGCACCAGAGGAGGUUUACAUUAGAUAUUAGGGAAAAAAAUUUCAUUGAAAGAGUUGUCAAGCAUUGUAACAGACUGCCCAGGGAAGUGGUGAAGUCACCAUCCCUGGAACUGUUAAAAAAACAUGUGGAUAUGGCACUUGAGAAUAUGUUUUAAUGGUAAACAUGAUCAUGGUGUUAGGUUGAUAAUUAGGCUUGAUGAUCUUAAAGUCUUUUCAACCUUAAUUAUUAUAUGAUGCUACGGUUUCUUAUGGUAUUCUUAACCAAUGAUUUGAAGUUCAACUACUUUGUGCGCAUUGUGACUGAGAUAGUCACCAAUCACCACUUUGCCCAUGAAUCCCUCUCUGUUUCCAAACAACAAAUCUAGGUGGACAUGUUUCCUAGUCAGUUCCCUUAAUAUCCCCACCAAGAAAUCAUCUCCAACAUGCUUUGGGACUGCUUGUGUCCAUUGUAUGGUGUUGCUAAUUGAGGUCUAGGAAGUUAAGAUCACCCAUAAGGACAAAGACAGCUGACCUAGAGAUAUUCCUUAUUUUUUUAUGGAAUAAUUCCUUAGUGUCAUGGUCCCAGAUGGGUGGUUGAUAGUAUACUCCCACAACAUCUUUAUCCUUCUCAGAGACUCUUAACCAUGUCAUCAUCAACCCCUCCCUCAUAUAAAGAGCCACCCCCUGAUUUGCCUGUCCUACCUAUCCUUUCGGAAGAGUCUAUAACUGUGUUAUAACACAAGAACAAAAUGAAUCAACAGUAUUGUUUGGUAAAGAAAAUUUCUUAAAUGUAAGAUCAUUUAACCCACAUUACUUUGUACUUAAGUUGUUAAUAACCCUGAGGUCUGGGGCCACAUAAUUAUACCACAGUCUGCACCUCAGCACUACACAAAAGGCAUACAAUACAUUUCAUGCACUGUAUCAGUUCAGUUGCUUUAUAUAUCAGACCUUUGAUUCAAAGUGCUGAAUUAUUUGUCUUCCUUGUGCACAAGUACUGUAAAUAAAGCUUCAAAAUUACUUGUGCCAAGAGGUUGCUUAUGCUUCUAUUCUUUUGAAACUCUUUUUUUGUAGACUGUGGCCUGCAUCAGUCAAAUAGAGAAGAAUGUAGGCACUGACUCUCAUGCAAACCUUGUUCUUAUAUCAUCCUCCAGCUUUCCUGAAUAUAAGGAUGAACUGUUAAUCACAUCAGACUGUUAAACAUCAUAAUAAGAUCAUCUUUCUCUUUUUUAUUAUGGUCUGACAGAAGGGACACAACAUUAAACUUC